AUGAAAAUAAGAGAUAAAAACCAAAUACAGAACUGCUAUUUAAAUAUCUUCAGUGGAAUUUUCUUAGCUCUGCUUUUGGCUUUUAGUUUGUGGCUUUUAUUUGACAGAAACGAUUUCUUCAGUGUUUUUUUUCUCAUUUCUUCCAUCAAGAACUAGCCCGUGACAUAUCUUUCUUGUAUAAAGCUUGUCAUUGGGUCUAUUUUUACUGUUACAUCAGCCAUGGGAGUCCUUGGUGUUGUGGAAAUCAAAUGUCUGCUGGUUACAUAUAUGAGUUUUCAAAUCCUGGUGUUUGUAAUGCAGAUGGCAAUACUGGUGCUAAUAAUGAUGAAAGAAGAACAGGUUCAAAAUCAAUGGAACAACAGAAUUGAUGAUUUUAUUUCUGAAUACAGGAAUAAGAGUCUGACUGAGCAGGAAUCUGUGUGGAACAUUCUGAGUGCUAUGCAGCAUGAUAUAAAAUGCUGUGGAAGAUGCAAUGCCACACAGGAGAAAAGGAUAAACAAAAAUAAUACUCAAUUCCCAUGUCCAUGCACAAAUUACAAUCUGAAGAAAUGGUUUUGUGAUGUCCCAAGGGAUUCAACAUACAGUGUGGGAUGUGAAGAACAUUUAAACACAUAGUUUGGAAACAAUGUUCUUACCUUAAUCAACAUUACUAUCAGCCUCCUAACCACACAGAUUUUUUUGAUUGCACUCACUGGCUAUCUAAAAACCAGGAAGACUAAUAUUUGGCCAAAUGAAUCAUGA
This is a messenger RNA of Agelaius phoeniceus (red-winged blackbird), 741 nucleotides long. The record is from RefSeq and is a predicted model, not a curated record. NCBI's taxonomy places the organism in Eukaryota, Metazoa, Chordata, Aves, Passeriformes, Icteridae.